AUGGUGACGCUGGAGGAUGAAUUGAGAACAAAGUACGUUGAAGAAUUAUUUCAAUUUGCGCUGACUUCUGAUGACGAGAGCUUUCAUAAUUUAUUGUACACAUGGCUUUAUGAACGUGGCCACUCGCACCUGUUGACGUCAAUCCGCUCCCCGUACAUCGAAGAAUUUUUAAAACACAAGGACCAAGAUCUCCUUAUCAAGCUUCACAUGGACCAACACAGAUAUCUUUUGGCUGCAAAAAUCUGGUGGGCUCGUGCUCACGAGGAUACUGUAGGUGAAAAUGAAUUCACAGCUACAUCAAAUUUGAUAGUUGGAAAGAAUUUGGACAUUGUCAAGCGGCAGUAUUAUGUAUCUAAGUCACUGGGUUGUCUGAAGAGUUUGGAAGAUGUAGGCGAAGUAUCCGAGGCAAUUAAGGAGGUACGCGAUGUACUGGAUGUGCUGCAGCUGCAGGUUCGUGUGUUAAAAACACUCGAACAACAGAUAAUGGAGCUAGAGACGUCGUCCGCGGUGCCCAACGACGAUCUGGAGGCACGCAAAUUAGACUUGGAGAUACUGACGUUCAAGCUGCUUGAUGCGUCAACCUUGUAUAAUCAAUUUGCUUCCAAGUACAGCAUGUGGACCGAGUGUCUGCAAAUUAUUCACGUGUGCAAAUCAGAAGAAGGCGACGUUAUUGCGAGUCUGUGGCGAAAAAUCAUCUUUAGCCUGCUGCCUCCUUCUUCAAUCAAUUCAGCAUUCAACGCAUGGCGCUUAGAUCAGUGCGAAAAGGCUGGUCUAUCAGCAAUGUCGAGUAGAUCGAAUGCAAAUGCUUCUUUUGAGAGUGGCAAUUGGAUUGGACGCAUGCAGUGCAAACUAUUGCGGCUAGGAAAGUCUCUAUAUUGGGAAGACGACGACCGACACAGCGGCGCGGCUGCUGGUAUGGGUGAGCUAGUAUUUCCAGUCGGGUUUCUGGCUGAUGUACUCGAGUGGAUUUCGCUGUGGUACAUUCGAUCGACAGGCAUAGGCGCAUUCACUGGCAGCGUAGCUUCGGCCGCAGCUAUUGACGCCACAACGUUCAAUUGGGUGCUCAAGCUUUUUCUGGAUGUAGGCGUGCCGCAUCAUGUAUUACUUAGCUGUUAUGAACAGCUGUACCGUGAACAGUCUGAGCGACUUUUUCGCGAAGGGUGGACGCUGCACUUGCUGCAGUCAAUGGUGGCAAUCAUCACAAUUUGGAAAAAACACGUCAUUUCUUCACGUGCUGGAAAAGAUCAACUUGCAGAAUUUGCAGCGUGCUGUCCUAAUGUUGUCGACCUCUGCGACGGAUUUAUAACGGAUCUGCGUGCCACAUCACAAGAUGGCAAUGGGGACGCUAUGGCAUUGCUCGAUCAAAUUCGUCGAGUUAAGAGUGAUCUAAUCAAUUUUAGAACGUUUAUGUAG
Plasmopara halstedii is the source of this 1413-nucleotide messenger RNA. RefSeq names its product nuclear pore complex protein nup155. The transcript is spliced from 2 exons. Gene Ontology annotation, biological process: RNA export from nucleus; protein import into nucleus; transcription-dependent tethering of RNA polymerase II gene DNA at nuclear periphery. Gene Ontology annotation, molecular function: structural constituent of nuclear pore. The coding region runs from base 1 to 1413 and encodes 470 amino acids. NCBI's taxonomy places the organism in Eukaryota, Oomycota, Peronosporomycetes, Peronosporales, Peronosporaceae. The record is from RefSeq and is a predicted model, not a curated record. Gene Ontology annotation, cellular component: nuclear pore; nuclear pore inner ring.